Penicillium chermesinum is the source of this 516-nucleotide messenger RNA. Its product is annotated as gamma-glutamylcyclotransferase family protein. NCBI's taxonomy places the organism in Eukaryota, Fungi, Ascomycota, Eurotiomycetes, Eurotiales, Aspergillaceae. Bases 1 to 516 code for a protein of 171 amino acids. The transcript is spliced from 2 exons. The record is from RefSeq and is a predicted model, not a curated record.
AUGGGCGACCACGUUCUCUUUUUCUAUGUACUACACCGAGUAAUCCAUGGCCGCUCGGACCCAGAACCCUGGCAAAAAGCCACAUUGCGCUUCCAGCCCGCCGAGCUGCAGGGCUAUCGGCGGCACCGGGUGCGUGGCGCAGAUUACCCAGCUAUUGUGGCAUCGCGGGGCUCCAAAGUACUGGGCAUACUCGUCUCCGGACUUACAGACGGAGAUGUAUACAGGCUUGAUCGGUUCGAAGGAAGCGAGUACGCGCAUGAGAGGGUGAAAGUACAGACAUUGGAUCAGGGAGCUACGUCUGAUGGAGAUACUGCCAAGGAGACCACGGAUCUCAAAAGCGCAUUGGAAGCUUCUGGGGCACAAACUUUAGCUGAUGCCUGCCCGAAGUUGGUCGAUGCUGUGGCUUAUGUAUGGAUUAGUGAUGUCGAGAAUCUAGAGCAAGUGGAGUGGGACUUUGAGACGUUCAAACGGGAUAAGUUGUCGUGGUGGGCUAAUGUCGAUGAAAGCGAGUGGUAG